Molecule: messenger RNA, 387 nt
Organism: Soboliphyme baturini
Lineage: Eukaryota; Metazoa; Nematoda; Enoplea; Dioctophymatida; Soboliphymatidae
Source: the annotation of a GenBank genome assembly
AUGAAAACUCAAUUUUGUUCUGGCCAUCGGUGGUCGACUAUUGUUUCGCGAUCAUCUGCGGAAAUUGCCGAUGGCGGAGAAUCUGGCUUCGCGGCGGCGUUUGUGUUGACAGUGCGAGAGAACACCUCGGCCGUUCCCCGUUUCGAUGACUGGCUACUGACGUCGUCGUCGUCCGCUCGGCAGAGGUGCCAAGCACGUGAGGGCAGUCUCGAGAACGAGACUCGAAGAGAAGACGUAAAACGAAACGAGAGGAGUAAUGAAUGGACGACAGCCGAAGCCAGUCUCACCCCGUCUCCUGCUCGUCGAUGCCGCUGCCGAGUAGAUUCGAAGACGAAUGCGAUGUUGGUGGUGUCAGCCGUGGUCAUCAGAGCAAACCAGGUUUUUUAA